AUGGACGGCCAAGAUCCGGAGCCAAAGAGGCUGAAAUCUUCCGAAAAGAAAUGCUCGGCGUUCGGAAGUCCGGCAUGGAUCGCUACCUUUAACAACUCGAUCGCCCUGGCAAGAAAGACUUGUGACGAAAAACGAGCCGAGUGGACCAUUCGCACACCGGAUACACCUACCCCGACAGACAUCCCAUGGCGACCAGACAUGCCAUCACCAUCGCAAACCUACCUGAACCACCCCCAGUAUUGGUGCUACUUUGGCGACGAGUGGCUCGGGAAGAGGGAUAUGCCCCCAGAUCACGCAAAACUGAGCGACUCAUGGGUUUGUCGUGUGCUGGCCAGUGAGAAAAAACCAACUGGUAAGACGAAAAUUACGGCUGCCUAUCGUGGCAAGGCCUGGAAGGCCGAUUUUGAUCAGAAUGGCACCCUGCGCACGACUCGUUUCCCCCGAGGAAAGCCCGUUAUAGUCUACCAUGGCGGCAAGAACUUCAUUCCUGUUGCCAAAUACUAUUAUGUUCUAUGCGGCGAAGAAUGGGGCUUGAAGUUCGCAGCGUGGCUCAUCAACGGCGUCCCUGCUGGCGGAAAGAAAGCCGCUAAUCUUUCACCAAACAUCGUGUCUAUUCCUCCCGGACUUCUUACAGCAAGCUCAAUCCCUCCCCGUCCUGGCCAAGACUCGACCGUGUCGCACUUUUUGAUCCCAUCAAGCGCACGAGACUACUCCAAUUGUGAUCUUUUCGGCAUGACAGAAUAUCCUCACGUUCAUGUAGCAAGGAACCUGAUUAGGUUGACCAGAGCAUUAAAAGAUAGUAUUAAUGUAUAG
Molecule: messenger RNA, 813 nt
Organism: Aspergillus steynii IBT 23096
Lineage: Eukaryota; Fungi; Ascomycota; Eurotiomycetes; Eurotiales; Aspergillaceae
Exons: 1
Coding region: 1-813 (270 amino acids)
Source: RefSeq, a predicted model, not a curated record